Molecule: messenger RNA, 2194 nt
Organism: Pipistrellus kuhlii (Kuhl's pipistrelle)
Lineage: Eukaryota; Metazoa; Chordata; Mammalia; Chiroptera; Vespertilionidae
Gene: SLC2A6
Product: solute carrier family 2 member 6
Exons: 10
Coding region: 14-1594 (526 amino acids)
Biological process (GO): transmembrane transport
Cellular component (GO): membrane
Molecular function (GO): transmembrane transporter activity
Source: RefSeq, a predicted model, not a curated record
CGGGCUCGGCCGGAUGCUCCAGCCGCUGCGGCCAGACCCGGCUUGGCUCGGGGUGACAGCGGCGCGGGCCAUGCAGGAGCCGCUGCUGGGCGCCGAGGGCCCGGACUAUGACACGUUCCCCAAGAAGCCGCCCCCGUCGCCCGGGGAGAGGACGCGGGUCGGCGCCCUGCAGAACAAGUGGGUGUUCCUGGCCACCUUCGCCGCCGUGCUGGGCAACUUCAGCUUCGGCUACGCCCUGGUCUACACGUCCCCCGUCAUCCCGGCCCUGGAGCACUCCUCGGACCCAAGCCUCAGGCUCACCCAAACCCAGGCAACCUGGUUCGGGUCCGUGUUCACCCUGGGCGCCGCGGCGGGCGGCCUCAGCGCCAUGGUCCUCAACGACCUGCUGGGCCGGAAGCUGAGCAUCAUGUUCUCGGCGGUGCCCUCGGCGGCCGGCUACGCGCUCAUGGCGGGCGCCCGCGCCUUCUGGAUGCUGCUGCUGGGGAGGACGCUGACGGGCUUCGCCGGGGGGCUCACGGCCGCCUGCAUCCCGGUGUACCUGUCGGAGAUCGCUCCCCCUGGCGUCCGCGGGGCCCUGGGGGCCACACCCCAGCUCAUGGCCGUGUUCGGGUCGAUGGCUCUCUACGCACUCGGCCUCCUGCUGCCAUGGCGCUGGCUGGCCGUGGCCGGCGAGGGGCCCGUGGUCGUCAUGGUCCUGCUGCUCAGCUUCAUGCCCAACUCGCCGCGCUUCCUGCUGUCGCGCGGCCGGGACGCCGAGGCGCUGCGGGCGCUGGCCUGGCUGCGCGGGGCCCAGGCCGACAUCCGCUGGGAGUUCCAGCAGAUCCAGGACAACGUGCGGAGACAGAGCAGUCGCGUGUCCUGGGCCGAGAUCCGGGCGCCCCACAUGUACCGCCCCGUGGCCAUCGCCGUGCUCAUGCGCUUCCUGCAGCAGCUGACGGGCAUCACGCCCUUGCUGGUCUACCUGCAGUCCAUCUUCAGCAGUACCGCCGUCCUGCUGCCCCCCCAGGAUGACGCCGCCAUUGUGGGUGCCGUGAGGCUCUUUGCGGUGAUGAUCGCGGCCCUCACCAUGGACCGGGCCGGCCGCAAGGUCCUGCUCUUCGUCUCGGCCUCCAUCAUGUUUGUUGCCAACCUGACGCUGGGGCUGUACAUCAGCUUCGUCCCCAAGCACGGGACCCACAACACCACCGCGGGCCUGGAGAGCGUGCCCGUGGGCGGCGCAGCACAGCCCCUGGCCACGCCCACCAGCCUCCUCACCCUGGUGCCCCUGCUGGCCACCAUGCUCUUCAUCACGGGCUACGCCAUGGGCUGGGGGCCCAUCACCUGGCUCCUCAUGUCUGAGAUCCUGCCGCUGCGGGCCCGCGGUGUGGCCUCGGGGCUCUGCGUGCUGGUCAGCUGGCUGACCGCCUUCGCCCUCACCGAGUCCUUCCUGCUGGUGGUGGACGCCUUCAGCCUGCAGGUGCCCUUCUUCUUCUUCGCCGCCAUCUGCCUGCUGAACCUGGUGUUCACGGGCUGCUGCGUGCCCGAGACCAAGGGCCGCUCGCUGGAGCACAUCGAGUCCUUCUUCCGGACGGGGAGGAGGUCCUUCCUGCAGUAGUCGGCCCCGCCGGGGAGGGCCGCACGCUGGCGGCCAGCCUUCCUGUGGGCCGCCCACCUCAACCCCGAGUCCAGGAGGCGGCGGCAACCUGCCACCAGCCAGCCAGCACCGCCGGCAGCACCGACCCGCAGCCAGCAGCACGGCCGCCCUCGGCCAGCACAGGCAGCGUGGCCGCCCCCACGCCGGCCAGGACCUGCCAGCAGAGGAGGCAGCUGUGCCCCGCAGGGGAGCACGCACCCAGGGAGCACCCGUCCAGGCAGGGAGCACCAGUCUGGGCCUGGGGCCUCGGGCCACACUGGGCGACCUCAGGCAGAGUUACUUACUCACGGAGGCCGGUGAGGACAGGCAGCUGGAGGCAGAGGAAUGGCUCCAAGCACCUGGCUGCCACCCAGCACCUCGGCCUGGGGAGGAAGGCGGGAACCUGCACCCGAGGGCUGGGCACACCCUGGGCAACGCAGCAGACUCCCGCAAGCCAGGGAUCGGAUCCAGCACACACACUAACCCGCACGUCCCGACGCCCUGAACCGAGGGUGGGGAGUGCUCCUGUCUGCAAACCGUGCACCAUCUUAUAACAAUAAAGAAACUGGACUGUGACCCUGA